Messenger RNA from Glycine soja, 2832 nucleotides. RefSeq lists its product as uncharacterized. The transcript is spliced from 9 exons. The record is from RefSeq and is a predicted model, not a curated record. NCBI's taxonomy places the organism in Eukaryota, Viridiplantae, Streptophyta, Magnoliopsida, Fabales, Fabaceae. The coding region runs from base 358 to 2457 and encodes 699 amino acids.
UUGAAUUCUCGUCCCCUUCCUAUUUUAAAGAAGAGGAACGUGUUCCUGACGUGUUCAACUACUUUCUCUCUCUGCGCUGAACCAAAUUGAAAUUAGUAAUUAGCAUCAUCGCCAACAGAAAAAUUGGUUCCAAACUUCUCUGUACAAAUCCGCAUUUAUUUAUGCACUCUUCUUCUCCCUCCCUUUAACUGUCUUUCUGUUUUAUAUUCUUUGUUAUGAAGUUACUCGCUCCGUGUUCCAUUGCCUUUCGUUCUUCUUUGUUUUCAUGGAACACCCAUUUCUCAGGUGCUAGUGGGAAUUUUGGAGAAGAAGGUUUUGGUGAUAAGAAGAAGGGGUUUGAGGGUGUUGUUUUUCUUAAUGGAGAAAGGUGACGAUGGACGCUGCAUUUUCCCUCUUACGAGUUUGCAAAUUGGAGACUUGCAAUCUUAUUUUGCAGAUCUUAGUCUUUUUCUUGUAAAUGAUAGCAAAAAAAUGUAUAUUUUGGUUGACAACAGACCAUGGUUGUUGAGUGACCUUGGUUCACGGGGAGUACACAUUUGGCAAUUGAUGGUUACUAAGUCAAGGCUAUCUCCCUUUGCAUAUUCCAAAGCUCGAAGAGAGAGGAAGGAAGGCAAGGAGAUUUGUCCUCAAUCAAGUUCAAGUAAACCAAAGAAAUUUAUGAGAUGGUUCCCGUUGAUUGAAGCAGUGAUGUUAUCAAGAAAGAAAGUUUUGCUUCCUGUGAAAAACCUGAGGAAUUCUUUACAAUUGAGCAGUGAAUUGCAUAGAACUCUGUAUGGCUUUAUUGUAUUUGAAGUUGCAUGGGCUGGUGUUCGUGGUAUUAACUACUAUAAUGAACUUCAGACUGAUACAUCACUAGCUAUAGAAGCUAAACUGAUGAAAAGAUGGGAAUUUGACAGUAUAGCUCAAGCUGCAGGCUGUAUGUCUUCAUGGUUCUCAGGAACACCUUCUGAACAGCUGCUUCUGAAAGAACAUCUGGAUUCCGCCUCAGGGGACAUAUUUUAUGAUGCUAGUGAAGAUUUUUCUGGCACUGUAUCUGUUGAUGAUGGUGAUGAUAAUAUCUGCAGAAUUUUGACUGUUGAAGAUAGUUUGGGUACCAAUGUUGGAGUAUAUACUGAUGAUACAGAAGAAACAACAGACAUGCUACAUGCACCUCCUCCUUCUGGACCGAAUAAGAGAAGAAAAUUAAUGAAUUCCUUUAGUGCUGGAGUUGAAGUUGAUAGCUACUCGACAGCUGAAAUUGAUAACUCAUUGGAUUAUUCUCAGACCUCUAGCUGUGUUUCUGAUGAUACAGUUGAAACCACUCAAGAUGAUACACUUGAAACCACUCAAGAUGAUAUAGUUGAAACUACUCAAGAUGAUACAGUUGAAGCAACACAAUAUAGUGAUGUUCUACUGUCAUUUAGGUUUGAUGAUCAUGACCUUCCAUUUAAAUUCAGGGAAGUCAUAGUAUCUGAUCUGCGAUUGCUUACUUUGUUGGAGGCUGGUCUUCCAUCUUGGGUCAUCUUCCUUCAGUCAUAUCCAGUGUUAUGCAAUCUUUAUCGUCCUUGGAUGUGCCCACUUGCAAGACUUUUAUAUUUUUUGAUCUCAUUUGUUACUGUCCUCAUUGGAUUCUAUGAUUUAUACAAAAAUGUUCCUGUUCUCAAGGCAACUGCAUCUCGUUUAUGUGGGCCUCUUCUUGAUUGGAUUGAAACUUGGGAGAUGGUUUCAAGGGUCAAAUACUUAGGCACAAUGCUGUUUCUACAUAACUUCCAGAAGGCUGUUAGGUGGUUUCUUGCCUUUACACAUACCAUGAGAUCAUUUUUUUCCAUUCUUGUUCAACCUGUUGUAGAGUCACUGGUGGAGAUUUUUGGAUUUCUUCUCCCAAGCUUGAAGUUUUUGUUUGAAUUAGCAGAAAGCAUCUUUUCUGUCAUUUGGCUCGUAGUGGAUACUUCUUUUGAUAUAGUGGGAAAUGUACUGGAGCUACUCUUUUCACCAUUGUGGUUUGUCCUCAAUGUUGUUUGGAGCAUUGCUACUUGUAUCUUAUAUCCUCUAUUUUGGGUUCUUUGGGAAUUACUAUAUGCUCCUGUUCGUCUUGUUCUGGUGAUAUUCAGUUUUGUGGCUUCCAUAAGUUCAUACAUUUGUAAUACGCUUGGCAACACAUGGCAGUUUGUUAGCAGCAUUUUCCAGUUUGCAGCGUCUUCUGAAGCAACAGUCAGUGUUUCUGAAGUUUCUAUGUGGCAAAGAACUCUUUGGAAUGACCUUUUUUCCCAGAUUUUCCGUGCUCUCAAGAGCAUACUCUAUGGGUUUGCUGCCUUCUUCACAGCUUGCAACAGGCAUCGUCUAAGCAUCUAUAAUCAUGUACAGGAGUUCAUCCAAGGAUUAUAUCGUACGUGCCAAAGAUCAAGGGAAGACGACUCUAGAGACAGUGGAAAAACUUGUUUGCCGCUGAAUUUGGCGGAAGAAAAGAAGAACGUUUGAUUGCAUUGUGUCUUUUCAGAGACAGCAUACUGUAUUGGAAAACAAAUUUUACAACUUUGACAAACCUAACACCAACACGUCAUUUUCGGCAAACUCAGUUCGAUUACCGAUAGAAAUUUUAAGAUUCUUUUUCUUUGUAACAAAUUUUGAUUUUACCUUUUCCCCUCUCUUAAGUUCCCCAAAUUUUGAUUUUGAUUCUUUUUCUUUGUAACAGUUGUCUACUUUAUGAUGAGUUUUAUAGUCCAAGUUAUAGUGUGUACAAAGUUUGUACAGUACACUUGUAAAUCUCCUCAAUGUAUAUUCAAAAUUGAGUAAUUGUAAAAUGCACGAGUUUUGUACAGUUUACAGCCACUAAAUUUAAAAUUACUUGGUUAA